CAUUAAACUUUUUUUCUUUUUCUUUUUUUUUUUUCAUAAGAAUAAUAUGACGCUAAUAUUAUAUGACAUUUUCAAGAAUAGAUCGCGUACAACGUAAUAUACAUAAAUCAAAUAUUUUUAUCGAUCCAAUGAAUUUCCUAUAACACAGCAGUUAAAGAAUUCUCUUAGGCAAGUAAAUGUCAUUGAUCACUAUCGAUAAAUUUUCUCGAUAAAUUUCAUCUUCACUUCAUGUAAAAUAUGCGGAGAAGUUAUGAGAGGGUAGGCAAUAAGAAACACGUGUUUGAAAUGCAAUACAUACAACAGAACAUCAAAUAUUUCCUAUGAAGAAAGAUUUUCAUAAUAUAUUUUAUUUCUUAUAUGCGUUAAUAGGAAAGAGAAAUUUUUAAAUGAAUUUAAAAAAAUUUUGUUUACAUAAUCGUUUCAAAAGAAGAUUUCAUCACGUUGGCUUAUUAAAUCUCCUUUUCAUUUUAUUUGAGCUGAGUUCGUUUUUACGUACGUAUGUUAUCGUUUAAUUCAAAGUCGUUUGAAAUGAUGAAUCUUUCGUUAGUUUACGAAAAUUAGAAAAAAAAAAAAGAAAGAAACGUAUCAUUAAAGUAGUUCGUUUUAUAAAAUUUCUAAGAAUAUUAUAGAUAAUCAAAUAAAACGUAAACAUUGUAUCUGCGACGGAGGUUGUCCUUUGUAAAUAUUGACGCAGUUUGUAUCAUUGUAUCUUAACAAGCGUACGCGUUUCAUAACUACGAUCCCCAUUUUAAUUAUAUUUAACAAUUCAUUAAAAUUGUUGAAACGAAUCACUAUCAUACGAAAAUUAUUUAACGUAUUAAUAUUAUAAUUAUCUUGAUAUUAAAUUAUCAUUAUUAAUUAUCUUUUAAUUAAAUUUCUCGUCGAGUAGUUAAAAUCAUUUAACAAAUACCAAAUAUGUUCGACGAGUAAAGUUUGUGAUCGAGCUUGCAAUCGUUUCCGUAUUUUGCGAAGGAUACAAAGCUGAAGGUAAUCCAUUUUGAAAAGAUUGCAUAAAUUGCCGUCUCGAUAGGGUGAAAGGGGAAUCCGGAGGUGAUCGUCUCGUACCCGUCGAGAACGGAAUCCUCCGGUUGGCUACCUCUAACAUGUGAGCAGUCUAGCGAGUUACAAAGAGAAAGAAAGAGAGUGAGAGAAGGACAGGUGGGGUUAUUUCCCAGGUAGUACACGCACGCGAUGCCCCGGACUCGAUGCCCAGGUUCGAUUUAAUGGUGGGGGAAAUUUAGGUUACUCGUAGCACCAAGGGAAUGUGGGCCGACUAUAUACUGGCUCAUCACGAUCCUCCGUCAGUUCAUUCCUUCUUUGUAUUUCCAAUUCGUAAGACCGAUCUUCUUCAAUCUCUUCCUUCAACACUCGGCCUCUUUCUGUCAAUCGUCGUUGGAUUUUUCUUGCGUACAAGAAAUACUUCCUGCCGAUUUUACUCCCCGAACUUAAAUCGUACAGGAAGAAAAGGAAAAGAAAAAAAAAAGAAGAAGAAGAAGGAGGAGGAGGAAGAAAGAGAUUUUUGCUGCGAAUUUUUUUUCCAGUUUAGGAGUAUGAGGAUUAUCGUCUGUUUGCUGUUCCUCGGCGUAAUCGCCGUGAACGCUCAGCGUCGAUUGUCCUUGCCGGAUCCACGAAGUUGUGCGAAUCGCGUUCGUCAUGCGAGUUACAGGGACGCAAGGGGUGUCUCUCAUUCGUACUUCUUCAGUUGGGAACAUUUGCCGACUAGAAGCCUCGAGGUGGACUGGCUUGAUGCUCGUAACAUUUGCCGUCGUCAUUGCAUGGACGCGGUAUCUCUCGAGACGCCACAAGAAAAUGAAUUCAUCAAGCAAAGAGUAGCCAGAGGAAACGUGAGAUACAUCUGGACUUCUGGACGUAAAUGCAAUUUUAACGGUUGCGACCGUCCCGAUCUUCAACCGCAAAAUGUCAACGGAUGGUUCUGGUCUGGAUCCGGUGCUAAAAUCGGACCGACCAGCCAACGUAAUUCUGGGGAUUGGAGCCAUACUGGUGGAUAUGGUCAGCCACAGCCAGACAACCGCGAGGCUGCUCAGGGUAACGAUGAAUCCUGCCUGUCCAUUCUCAACAACUUCUACAACGACGGCAUUAAAUGGCACGACGUUGCCUGUCAUCACGUAAAGCCAUUCGUUUGCGAGGACAGCGAUGAGCUUCUGAAUUUCGUCGCCUCUCGAAACCCGGGAAUCCGUUUGUAAAGGUGUAAAUGCAUUCAACGAGAGACAACCCAGACGAGAUCCCACAACGGACGAUAGACGCGAUAAUUAAGAUAAUGUCGCUUCGUGGUUAUCCCAUAUUGCCGUUUAUUUAUGAUUUACUAACCGAUAAUUUUUUAUUUACGAAAUUCGAGACUCUUUUAAUCUUUUGUGAUUCGUCGAGAGACAAAAAAGAAAAAAAAAAAUUAUUGAACGAUUAGAUAAUAGAGCACAUAUACGAAGUAAGGUGGCGUAGCAAAAGUAUUAUAU
Molecule: messenger RNA, 2471 nt
Organism: Vespa mandarinia (Asian giant hornet)
Lineage: Eukaryota; Metazoa; Arthropoda; Insecta; Hymenoptera; Vespidae
Gene: CTL5
Product: C-type lectin 5
Source: RefSeq, a predicted model, not a curated record